Penicillium angulare is the source of this 3024-nucleotide messenger RNA. RefSeq lists its product as uncharacterized. The coding region runs from base 1 to 3024 and encodes 1007 amino acids. Lineage: Eukaryota; Fungi; Ascomycota; Eurotiomycetes; Eurotiales; Aspergillaceae. The transcript has 4 exons. The record is from RefSeq and is a predicted model, not a curated record.
AUGUCGGACACCGCUCAAAAGGAUGCCGGGCCGACCGGGCCCUCGCCAUCAACAAGCGCGGAGACUACCGCGCCCGCUAAGGGGGCGCCAACCAUCAAAACAGCGCGAAAACUGCCCGGAUGGUUGGAUCAUUUCAACGCCCGCGAUUUGAAAGUUUUCUUUCGCUGCGCUGUCGCAGCAUGGGUUGCAUCACUGCUGAUCUUUAUUAAUCCGUCUCUGGAUACGAUCGGGACAGCGACUUUUUUCUCAACUCUUGUUCUUUUUAUGGUUCCUCCAUCGGGGAUUGUAUUUAUCUUCAUCUUGGGAGCUCUAACACUCAUUCUUGGCAUGGCCACGGGAUGGGUAUGGGGUGUUAUCUCUAUGAAGGCGGCCAUGGCGGCGCGCCCUGCAGCUGAGACACAGGCCAGAUUACAAGCUCUGGGUCAAGAGGCAUAUAGCGUCGCUAACUCCACAGGACAAAGCAUCACCGUUGUAGAGGAGGUGCUUGUAUAUAAUGGGUAUAUGCUCGAUGCACGCGUCACAGCUGUCUACUUUUGUCUCAUUUGUUUUUUUAUUUACUUACUCGCUCGUGUGCGUGCCAAGAACCCCAAGUUCGUUCUCUUCCAAAUUUUUGGAACGAUCAUCAUGGAUAUUUUCUUAACCAUUGGACCGUUGCUCCCUACAUUCCAAGGAACAAUUGCAAAGACAUUAAUAGAGCCGGCUGCUAUUGGAAUUGGUCUUGGGCUAGCUUGCCAAAUUCUUUUGUUUCCCAAAUCGACUUCUUCUACGGUCCUCGAUGGCAUUGAGGGACUCACACGACUGCUGAAAGGCCCAAUAGAUAUCACUGCGGCCGGUCUACUUGAGCAUGAAGCAACCCCAAUGGCAGAGCUACAAGGAUUGAAAUCGAAAAUCAUCGAGACCUAUAAGAAGAUUAUCCCAGCCCUUGGCUUCUUGCAGCUAGACUUUUCUGUUGGCCACUGGAAUGCAGAUGACAUCAAGAGCUUGAAAGAGCCCAUGCGAAAAACGGUCAUCGGUACUUUGUCACUGCUGGAAUUCCACAUCCAACGAGUUGGGGGUGAAGAGAAGCUGGAAAAGCUUCAUGCAAUCCACGUCGAGUCUGAGAAUCUUGUGAGCGACCCAACAGACGAGAAGAAAGGACAUCAUGAAGCUGGAAGGCGCCAAUUAAUGGAAAGUGUUCGCCUUGUACAAGCCUUCCGAGGCCCUGAGCAUGAAUCCCAUCGAGCGGAAAUGCUUGAAGCGAUUCAUAACCCCAGCAAAAAGAUCUUACCAGUAUGCGCAGACGCGAACGAGGUAGUCGCUGAGUGUAUUCAUGCUGUCAACUCCGGUCGCUGGUUUGGCCGACCCUCUAAACAACGCAUGGAUGAACUUGCGGAACGUAGUGAAGCUGUUUUGGAGACAGUCAAAUCCGAACGCCAGGCUUUUGCAGCCGAAUUCACCGAGAGUCUUAUCCAGGCAAAUGCGGAUAUAUUUGACCAGAGUGGUAAGUUGAAAGAUUUUGAGGAAUCGACCCUGGCCAGAGUACGAGCCAUCUCGGUUGGCAUGGUUUUCGAGGAACAACUGCUCAACGUAACUGAGGGUUGGGAACGAGUCCUGACCCAGCUGGUGAUUUUGAUGAAAGAACGCCAAAAAACGAGGCUCUGGCUCCCAAGAGGUCUACGCUAUGCUUUCAAAUGGGUGCACGGGAAGAACGCAGUGCCCCCUGUUCCUUUGGCCCAAUCCCCUGUUGAUGACCCCGAUGUUGUUGAAGCACACUCUAAAGCAGCUCAGCAAAGUCUUCGCAUCAGUCGAGGAUACCGAGUCAAGAAGCGCAGUGGUCUUGGACGGGCGAUAAUUGGUACUUAUCAUUGGCUCAUCAACGCAGAUGGCUUGUAUGCUCUACGAAUGGUUGCUGUUACUGUUGCCCUUGCCAUACCUGCCGUGCUCCCGGCUACUGCAGGGUUUUAUUUCCGCGAAAAGGGGCUAUGGGCUCUGAUCAUGGGUCAAACCACAGUUGUUAUUUACAUGUCAGAUUUCACACUUUCAUUGGCAUCCCGUGCUAUUGGAACUAUCGUUGGCGGUGUCACUGGUCUAGUCGCUUGGUAUAUUGGCUCUGGAGAUGGUCAGGGUAAUCCCUACGGCCUCGCGGCAGUCAUGGCAGUCGUAAUCCUGCUGUUAAUGUGGGGACGUCUAUUUUUGCCCGUGGCUCUAAUCCAAGCUACGAUGAUGGGCGGUGCGACCUGCAUCCUUGUUGUUGGAUACAGCUACGAUGACACGCAUAUCCCAUCCUAUGGAAAUCCUGGAUACGGCUACAACGUUUUCUGGCGACGACUUCUCCUGGUUCUUAUCGGAGCGGCAGCCGCAAUGAUCGUCCAGAUUCUUCCCAGACCACCAUCCGCAGCCCGACACGUCUGCAAAUCGCUGUCAAACAAUAUCAGAUCUUUAUCAGAUCAUUACGCGCUCCUUCUGUCAUGCUGGGGAAAACCGGACCGCGAAGAAGGUCUAGUUGCCGAGGAACUCGCAAUCCACGUUGCCGAGAUGCUAAGCGCACUUGAUGGACCUAUUUUCCUUCUGCGGUUGGAAUUUUCCAGCUCGCCUUUUGAUAGCGAACGCCUUGCACAAGUCAAAUCGCUUUGCCAAGAACUAAACCAGAACCUAGGCCGUCUACUGUUCCUCUCAGCCUCCCUGCCGGAACAUUUUCAAGCCAAGCUGGCAACAAAUGCUGGCCUUUUGAACCAUCGCAAUAUCGGAGAUGUCAUGGCAGUUCUGGGAAUUGUAGAACAAGCUCUAAAAACUGGUGAUCCGUUGCCUGAAGUCCUACCCACACCACUGCUCAAGCGAUGCUUUGAAUUUUUGCAGGCCCAUCGGGUUGAUAUAGGCUUGACUAGAGAUUUGAUUCGCGAUGAAGACUACCGCAAGUUCUGUGUCGCUAUUAGCUCUUAUCUCAAGUUCUUGGCUGCUGUAGAUGAUUUGGUUCUCGUGAUGAAGGGAACUCUGGGCGAGUCGCAUAUAGUUAGCCGCGAGUUGAUGUACGAACUACAAGUUUAA